Magnolia sinica is the source of this 2673-nucleotide messenger RNA. RefSeq names its product cyclin-dependent kinase F-4-like. The record is from RefSeq and is a predicted model, not a curated record. The transcript is spliced from 19 exons. Gene Ontology annotation, biological process: intracellular signal transduction; protein phosphorylation. NCBI's taxonomy places the organism in Eukaryota, Viridiplantae, Streptophyta, Magnoliopsida, Magnoliales, Magnoliaceae. Gene Ontology annotation, molecular function: protein serine/threonine kinase activity; ATP binding. The coding region runs from base 1110 to 2453 and encodes 447 amino acids. Gene Ontology annotation, cellular component: nucleus; cytoplasm.
ACUGCCGCGCAAAUAAAUACCCCUUUUAUCCGGCGAAUGUUGUUUAUUCCCCUUCCUCUCCCCACCCUUGUGGUUCUUCGCUUGUGGAGGAGAGAGAGAUAGAUAGAGAGGAGAGAGCUCGCUCGAGAGGCGAGGAAGGUUAUGCCGCAAGGCCGAGAGAUUGUGCCCCAUUGUGUUCUAGAGUGCUUAGCUAUCUUUCUUAAGAUAUGGAGCGAGUGUGCCGUUGGUCAAAUUGCUACCAGCAUCAAGUCUUGUCAUUCCGGGAGAUUCUUGAUUGGCGGUUUCUCAUUCUUGGAGAAUUCCUACUUGUUUCCUUUGUCAAUUGUACUUAGUGGACAUCUGCUCUCACAUGACCAUUACGGAAGGCCUGAUGCGAAAUAAUCCUGAAACUGGUGUUGGAUCUAUAUUGCCCCUUUACAAUGUAUUACCAACACAAAUUUCACUUGAAGUCAGCUUAAGGUUGAAGGAGCUUGAUCUUGUGGAAACAUUUUGUGGGGGUUAAAGUCUGCAAAUUAAUGGAUGAAGGUUUUCUUUUACUUAGUUAGCAGUAGAUGUUCCUAUUGCUUACAUUCCUUGCAGACAUAGUGUCUUUUACCUCUUCUGUGGCUUUGUCCUAACGAUAUGGGGUUAGCGCAAAAAGUUAUCAGAGAACUUGCGGCUUUCAAGAAGUUUGGCGUAUGGUACAUGAAUUAAUGCUGUUAAAAUCCUUCACUUUGAUGGUCAUUUGUAGAGAUCUUUCCAGUGGCCACAAAAAUCUUCUCUUUGAACGGUUGCGAGAUUGGUGGCAACAUGCAUUGCAAUGUGACACGUACCGUACCAUCUAAAGAGGAUUGCAGUGUUGGAGCUCUGUUUCAAGAGUUAUUGGUGAAUAAGGCUUUGAAGCCCAUCCAUCAAUAUGGUCUGAAUUUGUGUUGGCGCAAGUUGUGAAUCUGAAGUAAUGGUGGAAUUGGCUGGAAAGCUGGUUUAUAUCCUAUAGUGUAUUCAGAAGUUCCUCUUUUGAAGCAUAAGUUCCGGUGAAACCUCUGAUAUUUCAUCCUUCUGCACAUAAUCUACUCAAAUAAGAAGAUCCACCGGUUUUGGAAACCUGUUUCAAUCAUUCGCAGAUCAGAAUGGACCGGUACAAGGUAAUUAAGGAAGUUGGGGAUGGUACCUUUGGAACUGUAUGGCGAGCUGUAAACAAGCUAACUGGUGAGGUGGUUGCAAUUAAGAAAAUGAAGAGAAAAUAUUAUUCUUGGGAGGAGUGCAUGAAUCUUAGAGAAGUAAAGUCCUUGAGAAAGAUGGCCCACCCCAAUAUAGUGAAGCUCAAGGAGGUCAUUAGAGAAAAUGAUGUCUUGUACUUCGUAUUUGAAUACAUGGAGUUCAACCUGUACCAACUUAUGAAAGAUAGAGGUAAACUGUUUUCAGAGGCUGAAGUCCGAAACUGGUGCUUUCAAGUAUUCCAAGCUCUCGCUUACAUGCACCGGCGCGGAUAUUUCCAUCGUGACCUGAAGCCGGAGAACCUGUUGGUUACAAAAGACAUAAUCAAAGUCGCUGAUUUUGGUCUUGCUCGUGAAGUUUGCUCUCGGCCGCCGUAUACUGAGUAUGUCUCCACUCGCUGGUACCGAGCACCUGAAGUUUUGCUUCAGUCACCUAUAUAUGACUCUGCAGUUGAUAUGUGGGCAAUGGGUGCAAUCAUGGCGGAGUUGUUCACCCUCCGUCCUCUCUUUCCUGGUUUGAGCGAAGCAGAUGAAAUUUACAAAAUAUGCAGUGUGAUAGGCAGUCCCAAUCAGGAUUCUUGGGCUGAAGGCCUGCAACUUGCAAAUGCAAUCAAGUAUCAAUUCCCAGAGUGUGCAAGUGUCCAGCUUUCUGUGCUCAUACCAUCUGCCGGUAAAGAGGCCAUCAACCUCGUCUCAUCACUUUGCUCAUGGGACCCCAGCAAGAGGCCAACGGCUGCAGAGGCCCUCCAACAUUCAUUCUUCCAGUCCUGCUAUUAUGUUCCACCAUCACUUCGCUCGAAAGCAGCAGCCCCUAGAACCCCUCCAUCUGCUGGACUGAGAGGAACCACAGACCAGAAGAAUGCUAGAAGAUAUCCUGGGGUUUUACCUAAUUUGAAGACUGCAAGCAACACUUCUGUGAAGAUGAAUGCUUCUUUGAGCGCAGGAGUUCAAAGAAAACUGGAAAUGGAUUAUCAGGCUGCCAGUAAAAAAGAGAAGUCACUGAAGAGCUCUGCGAAACAGCCGAGGCAGCAACCACCAGCAAGAAACAGCCCAGUGGCAUCUCUUUAUUUAGGAAAAACUUCGAGGGGAGUUGCAGACACAACUGAAAAGAUGGGGAAAAUGACCAUCAGCUCUGGUCGACAACCAGGGAGGCCACCACCAAUGAAGGCAGGAGGUUGGCACAGUCAGUCAGAUAUCCUCACUCGAUCUCAUGAGGUACCAUUGGUGAGAAGUUAUUCAAGGAAGGUUGUAGGCUGAAAAGUGUGUGAGGCUUUAUGGCCCUACUUGGUAAAUAGAACCCGCCAACAGCUUUGCGUGCAUGGAUUUUCUUUUCUUUACAUGUUCUGCUGAAAAGAACUUGAAUAAAAAAAAAAAACAAAAAAAAAACGUUGAUGCUAGGAUUGGACUUGAUCUCAUCUAAAGCACAGUGAUCUUACUCUGUUAGAAAGUCAAUUGUCAUUUCAUUGCUUUCUUUUUC